GCGAUGGAUUCACUGAUCAAAACUAACUACGCGCUGUGUACAUUGUGAUCUUUCGUGAAGCGCUCGAGACGCGUACUGCGAUUGAUGUUAAACUGCAAUUAUUUAAUUUGCCAACGUCAUUGGUGUUGAUACACAUUGUACAAAGAUAAGAUGACUAGCACGGAGGAAGGUACGAUUAAAAUUGAAUUUAAGAAAAAGUCGAGGAAACCUUUAAGAAAACGAAAAGUGUCGUCGGACGAGGAUGACGACGAGAACGAAGAAGCUUCUGUCAGAGAAAAAGUUGAAGAAAUGAAAACUAUACAGAAGCUCAGAGAACGUCCAAAGGGUAUAAACAUUGUCGGAUUGGCUUUCGGUGAAAAUGAAACACCCGAUGUAAAUACAUCAGAUCCCUUCAAUGUAAAAACUGGAGGAAUGGUAAAUAUGGCUGCAUUGAAGAACCCAAAAUUGAAACAAAAUGACGCUUACGAAACAGGAAUUGGUACACAAUUCAAUGCGGAAACUAAUAAAAGAGACGAAGAUGAAGAAAUGGUGAAGUACAUAGAAGAAGAACUGUCAAAGAGGAAGAGUAAAAAUGAUGAGAAAACGGAGAACGGAUCGAACAGUGAAAAGGGAUCCUAUUGUUCGCCGGAAGAAGCAGCAUUGCAAGCAGUACCUGAACAUUUAAGACAAAGCUCCGCGCACAGAAGCGAAGAGAUGCUUUCUAAUCAAAUGUUAUCCGGUAUACCGGAAGUAGAUCUCGGGAUAGAAGCAAAAAUUCGGAAUAUCGAGGCUACGGAAGAAGCCAAAUUGAAAUUACUUUGGGACAGGCACAGGAAGAAAGAUGGCCCCUCGCAAUUUGUGCCGACCAAUAUGGCUGUGAAUUUUGUACAACAUAAUAGAUUUAAUAUAGAGGACGCGGAUUUCCAAAAAUCGAAACAAGAAUCGGACGAUAAAAAGAAAGUGGCGGCGCCUAGGGACGACUUCAAAGGGAAACGAAAAGAUAACGGCGAGAAAGCAACCGACGAUUAUCACUACGAAAGAUUCAAGAAACAGUUUAGACGAUUUUGAAAUUAUUUGUAAAAUAGAUACUCGAUUAUAUAUAUCUUUUCGAUAUACCUUAUUUAUACAUGUGUAUAAAAUGUUAAAUAAAUUUUA
Molecule: messenger RNA, 1134 nt
Organism: Colletes gigas
Lineage: Eukaryota; Metazoa; Arthropoda; Insecta; Hymenoptera; Colletidae
Product: telomere length and silencing protein 1 homolog
Exons: 7
Coding region: 151-1047 (298 amino acids)
Biological process (GO): mRNA splicing, via spliceosome
Cellular component (GO): spliceosomal complex
Source: RefSeq, a predicted model, not a curated record